AUGGAGAGUCCAAUAAUCUUUGAUGCUCUAAUCACGGCUCUAGUUGUAGAACCAACUGGUCGUUGGACGAUGGGGCUGCAGGUGACCAUGUUGGCGGUUAUGGUGUUGUCACUGGCGUGGACGCCCCCAACAAGUGGCGCCAGGAUACUGGCAGUGUUCCCGUACAACGGCCACAGUCACUUCGCAAUGGUCGAACCGCUGAUGGUCGCGCUAUCCGAACGCGGUCACCAUGUUACCGUGAUCAGCCCGUUCCCGCGACGCAAAGACAGCGGAGGCGGAGCAGGCCGGUACGUGGACGUGGACGUGUCGGACUCGCUUCCACCAGUCAUCAGCCAGCUGAACGUGACCAAAGAGUUCGGGUACAGCGUCAACCCGGUUACCGGGCUUCGAGACCUGUGCCAAAUGAAUCACCGGGUGUGCGAAGCCACAUUCGAACACCCACUAGUCCGUGCGCUGAUCCACGAUCCCCGCACGUUUGACGUGGUGUUCACCGAAGCAUUCGCCACAGACUGUUUCUCGGCAUUUGCACACGUGUACGACGCACCCCUGGUGUCCAUCCGGACGUCCAACUACUCGCCGCAGCUCAACCGGCGCGUGGCCAACCCGCAGAACCCAUCGUAUCUGGUCAACCACCUACUCACGUACACCGGCCACGGCAUGUCGUUUGCCCAACGGCUGAUCAACGCGCUGGCCACGCACUUCGGCGCAGUCGGAUUCCAUGCCUUCUCCGACGGCCCGUCCACCGAACUGGUCCGGCGGCACUUCGGUCCCGGUACACCACCGGUUCCUGAAAUCACGCGUCGACGCACCGCACUUGUGCUGGUCAACGCCCACCACAGCUUCACUCAGCCCAGGCCAACGGUUCCCAACGCGGUGGAGGUGGGUGGCUUGCACAUCACACAGCCUGUGGAACUUGAAAACGCGGCCAACGAAUGGACAGAUUAUUGCGAUUUGUGCGACCAAGGUGUCAUUUACGUGUCUUUUGGUUCGUUGUUGAAGGGAUCGUCGUUUCCGGUACAGUUCACGACGGCAUUCGUAAGGGCUUUCGAAGAGCUACCGUAUUGCGUGCUGUGGAAAUACGAGGGCGAAAUGAUAUCCACACGAAUUAAAGUGUCCAAGUGGAUGCCCCAACAGCAGAUCCUGAGCCAUAAAAACGUCAAGGUAUUCAUAACGCACGGUGGCCUUAUGGGCGUUAUGGAGGCUGUUCACUUUGCAGUGCCGAUGAUCGGCAUACCUGUGUUUGGCGAUCAGCAGUCGAACAUCGCCGACUGUGUCGCAAAAGGCAUAGCCAUCGGAUUGGACCAUCAACAGAUAACCGUAGAAAAACUGAUCAAAAGCAUACAAUCUGUCAUCAAGGAUAGCAAAUACAAGUCAAAGGCAUCGGAGUUGUCAGCAAGAUUCAGGGACAGGCCGUCAAGUGCACUGGAAACGGCCGUGUUUUGGACUGAGUACGUAAUCAGGCACGGGAAUUCGACCAGCACUGCAUCUCUGGCGAUGGAUUUUGAUUUUUAUCAAUAUUUUUUGUUGGACGUGGUCAGCGUCGGGCUGUCGAUUUUGUUAUUUUUAUUUUACAUAGCGUUCCGAGUAAAAAAAUGUAUACGAUAA
Molecule: messenger RNA, 1605 nt
Organism: Macrosiphum euphorbiae (potato aphid)
Lineage: Eukaryota; Metazoa; Arthropoda; Insecta; Hemiptera; Aphididae
Source: the annotation of a GenBank genome assembly